Molecule: messenger RNA, 955 nt
Organism: Dendrobium catenatum
Lineage: Eukaryota; Viridiplantae; Streptophyta; Magnoliopsida; Asparagales; Orchidaceae
Product: zinc finger A20 and AN1 domain-containing stress-associated protein 5
Exons: 2
Coding region: 251-724 (157 amino acids)
Molecular function (GO): DNA binding; zinc ion binding
Source: RefSeq, a predicted model, not a curated record
CAGAACGACGGCUACAGCUGUAAAACUUAUCCUUAUUAAACUUCCUGCUACCCCCCUCUUCUCUUUCCAGGCUGGAGAACUUAUUUUCCAGAUCGGAACCAGGCCUAACGCUCUGCCUUCCUUUGCUUCAAGUUAUUGUGGAGAGCCGAAUCCACUUCUCUCUCGGAUAUCCAAACCUUUCUCAGUAGUCCCAACGCGCGCUAAUUGCUCUUCAGUCUUCACUUUGCUGAGUUCAAGUAAUCUCGAAAAGAUGGCCGAAGAGCAGCCAUGUCCUGAGGGACAGAGAUGCCAGGAAGGGCUGCGGUGUGCUAACAACUGCGGCUUCUUCGGGAGCUCGGCUACUCUCAAUCUCUGCUCUAAGUGCUACGGUGACCAUAUCAAGGCCCAGGAGGCUCUACUCGCCGUCGAGAAAUCCAUCAUCGCUGCCUCCUCCUCUUCCUCGGAGUCGGCCUUUUGGUCAUCAUCUCCGUCCUCCGACGCCGCCGUGGCCGCGCCGGAGUCGGCGAUGGAGGUGGCGGGGGAGGCGGAAGGGCCGAUGCGGUGCUCGGCUUGCCAGAAAAAAGUGGGGCUUAUUCGGUUCAAGUGUCGGUGCGGGUCGACGUACUGUGGGGCCCACCGGUACCCGGAGCAGCACGCGUGCUGCUUCGAUUUCAAGUCGGCCGGCCGCGACGCCAUCGCCCGCUGCAAUCCUCUAAUCAAGGCCAAGAAGCUUGACAAGAUCUAGACCGUUCAUUUCGCUGCUGGCGAGCAUUGUGAUGACGGUUAUGAUCGUGUCAAGUGAUCAGGAGUCGGUCGAUCGCUCUUUCUUUUCCUUAAUUUCAACGAUUUACUUUGAAUUUGGAGUCCAGUCACUGAAAUAUUUAGAUUUGUUGGACACGUGUAAAUACAUAAGUGGUCCGUUUAUGCUGUUAUAUAUUUGACGCUCAAGCUUAAUCACAAUGUUCUAUUUUUAUUU